Messenger RNA from Amorphotheca resinae ATCC 22711, 483 nucleotides. RefSeq lists its product as hypothetical. The record is from RefSeq and is a predicted model, not a curated record. The transcript has a single exon. Bases 1 to 483 code for a protein of 160 amino acids. Lineage: Eukaryota; Fungi; Ascomycota; Leotiomycetes; Helotiales; Amorphothecaceae.
AUGCCUUCCAACCUAAUCUCUUUUGAUGUCAACGGCCUUUACAUCCUCCUCUCAGACAUUGGGGCUGAAUCACAGUUCCACUGGGGCCUCUAUCUCGCAACGGCUUCGAAAGAGGGCAUUAUAUUUCAUGUGGUUAACGGCCCCCAAACGGGCUAUAACUGGGAGUAUCAACGCAAGAAAAGCUACAACGUCCCCAGCUCACUCACCCUACUGGUUGGGAUGAAAAUAGCUGUGAUGGAGCCUCUGCUGCAUGAAGCGCUGGCAGAACGGUUAGAUGCAGUUCCUGUUGCACCGUCGAGUCGGUACGGUGCCAUUACCUGUCGGGUGUGGGUCAAAGAAGCUUUGCACGCCCUCGAUGACGAGGGAUAUAUAAAGCUCACGACAACCGUUGAUAUGAUCGAAGAUGAAGUCACUUUUGCUGCCACAGAGAAUAAGUCGCACAUGCGGAGAACCACUGCUAGGAGCAGGGGAAGCAUCGCUUAG